AUAGACCGCAUUUUUAUUUCGCAUAUAGUGUAUAAUGGUCACAAUAUACCUCAGAUUGUCGACCCGCACGGGAGGUAUCGCCAGUUCGCACGAUGUCCCACACUAGCGAAGCGAGCUCUUCGAGCUCGCCUUGCGCGGCAUGUAAAUUUCUACGACGGAAGUGCACGGCCGAGUGCGUAUUCGCGCCUCACUUUCCUGCGGAUCAGCCUUUGAAGUUUGCUAAUGUGCAUAAAAUCUUCGGGGCCAGCAAUGUCACCAAGAUAUUGCAGGACUUGCCAGAAUCGAGCCGAGCAGAUGCGGUGACUUCGUUGGCUUUCGAGGCCGAGGCGAGAAUGAAGGAUCCGGUUUACGGAUGUUCGGGCUCCAUUUCGUUGAUGGAGACAAGAAUCAAGGAGUUGCAAGAAGAAGUUCAGGAACUGAUGGACCAAAUAAACUAUUUAGAGGAUAAGAAGCGCAUGAGGCAGACUCAGGAGUCAAGUAGUACCCCGAAUCCCUCGACCGGAGAUAAUAAUCAUCAUUAGGAAUCUAGUUGCCGGGAUGGUUGCAGCAUGCCAAGGGUUUCGUUUCGUGACAUGUUUUGUGUGUAAUGAGUCAAACCGUAAUAGCACGUUGGAGACUACAGUGGAUCUCAGGAAUAUAGUAGCCCUGUUAUUAAAAACAUCUUUGCAUCGCAGUCACCAGUGUGGCCUCCCGCUGCCUUCGUGGCAAGCGCAACCCUGAGUUCACUCAUGAGGGAACAGUAAUUCAAAACAUGGGGUGCUUCUAGAAUGUACAUAUCAGUAGGUCUACAUCGGCGAGAUCUGACGCUACUUGUUAUUACUGGGAGGGUGAGGUGCUCAGCUGGAGAAAACACGACUGUAAGCGCAACCGCAAGUUAUAGCCACAACGAUGAGCACUACAAGAAGAAGAGCACAGAGGUCCACGGCAAAGACGAGAAGCAUGACCACGAAGACGACCACAAAUACAGAAGUGAUGCUGAUAGACAUGUCGGAGAUCAUGACUAAGACGGCCGACAUGCACGUAACAGAGAUGGAAAGACGAAGCAAGAGGAAGGAAGCGACUGCGCCACGAAGUGGAAAAAAGGACCCAAUCCUUACAAGCCUGCAGCGGACGUGAAGCAUCAGACACCAGCUAAACCCGUCCUCCUCCUCCUUCUCCAUCUCCCGUUGCUGUCAUGAAUUCUGAUGCUGCAGAGUCACCACAUCCACCUCCUGUUGUGUUCCCCACACAUCUAAUUCCACUUCACAAGAGAAGCUUUUCUCCUCCUCCUCCCCCACCAGUGGUAGUCAGGUCAUCUCCACUUAUUUUCACAGGCCCAUACUGAUUGGAGCUGCAUCUCACCUUCUCCUAUGGCCGCGGAUUUCCAAACUUCACAUACUGUUCGGUGACUGGAAUCUUGUAUUCUCUAUCUCCACUGUUUUACCAUAAAUGUAUACGGUCUCAAUACCGGCAAAAAAUAAACACUUUUUGCAGAUGGUU
This is a messenger RNA of Marchantia polymorpha subsp. ruderalis, 1479 nucleotides long. Lineage: Eukaryota; Viridiplantae; Streptophyta; Marchantiopsida; Marchantiales; Marchantiaceae. The record is from the annotation of a GenBank genome assembly.